Ziziphus jujuba (common jujube) is the source of this 2410-nucleotide messenger RNA. RefSeq names its product protein NRT1/ PTR FAMILY 2.10. Gene Ontology annotation, cellular component: plasma membrane. Gene Ontology annotation, biological process: transmembrane transport. The record is from RefSeq and is a predicted model, not a curated record. The coding region runs from base 119 to 1888 and encodes 589 amino acids. NCBI's taxonomy places the organism in Eukaryota, Viridiplantae, Streptophyta, Magnoliopsida, Rosales, Rhamnaceae. The transcript has 4 exons. Gene Ontology annotation, molecular function: transmembrane transporter activity.
CAACUUGCUUAACCACUUCCAAUAUCUAGCCCUUCUCAACUAUAUAUAUAUAUAUAUAUAUAUAUAAGCAAUUAGGUAUAACAAAAACUUGGAAGAGAAGAUCCAAACCAAAUAAGCCAUGGAUAACAAAGAGAAUGCUGUGCCAACUGAUCAGGAACCUGAAGUGGUUCAAUACAGAGGGGUCAAAGCCAUGCCUCUUGUUAUAGGGAAUGAGACUUUUGAGAAGCUAGGGACUACUGGAACCCUAAACAAUUUCUUGGUGUAUUUGACUACCGUAUUCAACAUGAAAAGUAUUACAGCUACAACUUUGAUCAACAUCUUCAAUGGUACAACAAAUUUUGCUACUCUUAUUGGAGCUUUUCUCUGUGAUACUUAUUUUGGCCGCUACAAGACUUUGGGAUUUGCUUCUGUGGCUUCUUUCUUGGGAAUGCUGGUACUAACACUAACAGCAGCAAUACCAAAACUACAUCCUCCAAACUGUGAAACAGAUGACAACAACACCAAAACAUGUCCGGGACCAACACCAUGGCAAACAGCAUUCCUCCUAUGCGGGCUCGGAUUUCUAGUCGUGGGAGCAGGCGGAAUCAGACCGUGCAACUUAGCCUUCGGAGCAGACCAAUUCAAUCCAAACACAGAAUCGGGGAAGAGAGGGAUCAACAGCUUCUUCAACUGGUAUUACUUCACAUUCACAUUUGCAAUGAUGGUGUCACUGACCGUGAUUGUUUAUGUUCAAUCUGAUGUGAGCUGGGCUUGGGGAUUAGCAAUUCCGGCAAUCCUGAUGUUCUUAUCAUGUAUCGUAUUCUUUAUGGGAUCAAGAAUUUAUGUGAAAGUUAAGCCAGAUGGUAGUGCUUUGACUGGUGCAGUGAGGGUCAUAGUGGCUGCAAUCAAGAAGAGAAGGUUGGAAUUGCCUGAGCAGCCAUGGUUGUCUCUUUUUAACCAUAAGAAAACACUAUCUAUCAAUUCCAAUCUGGCUUAUACUGAUCAGUUCAGAUUUCUUGACAAAGCAGCAAUCAUUGACCCAGAAGACAAAAUCAAUCCUGAUGGCUCAGCAGCCAAUCCAUGGAGACUAUGUAGCAUGCAACAAGUAGAGGAAGUAAAGUGUUUGGUUAGAGUGAUUCCCAUUUGGAUUUCAGCUCUUAUUUACUAUGUUGCCACUACCCAACAGCAAACUUAUGUAGUCUUCCAAGCUCUUCAAUCAGAUAGACGCCUUGGCAAUACCAACUUCAAAAUCCCAGCUGCCACUUACUCAAUCUUCACAAUGAUUGGCCUCACUAUUUGGAUACCAAUUUAUGACCAAAUAGUAGUCCCGGCACUCCGGAGAAUCACCGGAAAAGAAGGUGGUAUAACACUUCUCCAGAGGAUGGGUUUUGGAUUGAUUCUUUCUAUAAUAACAAUGCUUGUAUCUGCCAUAGUUGAAGAGAGGAGAAGAACUUUUGCAAUUCGCAGUCCUGUAGGUUUCGAAGAAAAGAGAGGAGCAAUUUCUUCUCUUUCAGGUUUCUGGUUGGUUCCUCAGUUGACAUUGAUAGGAUUUUCUGAAGCAUUUACUGUCAUUGGCAAUGUUGAAUUCUACUACAAGCAAUUUCCCGAAAACAUGAGAAGUGUUGGCGCUUCAUUCUUGUUCGUUGGAUUCGCCGGGGCGAGCUAUUUCAGUGGUUUUCUGAUCUCCAUAGUUCACCAUUUCACAACUAGGUCUGCAAUGGGGGAUUGGUUGCCUGAAGAUCUUAACAAGGGGAAGUUGGAUUAUUUUUAUUACUUGGUUGCCGCACUGGAGGUCAUAAACUUAGGGUGUUUUAUUGCAUUUGCAAAGUGGUAUAAGUACAAGCAAAGUGACAGCAGUACCGUUGAAGUUGACAUGAAAAAUAUGCAAUCUGGAAAACAUCAUGUUUAGUGCACAAAUUAUAAUUAGAAGAUAUUAGUCAACAUAUAAAGACUCAUAUUUUCUGAGCCAUAUAAAGCUCAAAUAAUAGCAUGAACACCUUAGGAAAUAUCAUUAGCAUGUGUAUAAAAAAAUUAAUGAUAGUUUUGUUUGGGUCUUUUGACCAUGUUAGACAUAGUUUAUAUUGGUUUGAUCCAUUUUACAACUCGACCAUCUGUUUCGAUAUGAUAUAUAUUUAGCCUAUCUAAUAUGAAGUUGUUCAAGAUACCAAGGACACGUAAUUAACGUUACCAAAAUGCCAGCAUUCAACUAUAUCACCAUUAAAACUAGUGCCUAAACAAAAUAGCAAAAUAAGACAUGAACAUGAUAUGCCAUUCACCGCAGGGGUGAGUCGUGAAACAAAUGUAUUCUCAAGUCUCUUAACUGGAUAAUUAGAUAACAUAAUUCAUCUAAAUCAAAACUUCAAAACCAAAAUUAACUUUAAUCUCCUCCAGACAAUAUCUAGAAAAAAAACCAAAAGACGUAACACACAAC